AGAAAAUAAUUUUUAAGUUUUAGCAAGUAUGGCCGGAGGAGGAUUUGCAACGGCUUCGGCGAACGGAGUCGAGUUCGAGGCAAAGAUAACUCCUAUAGUUAUCAUCUCUUGCAUCAUGGCUGCUACGGGCGGCCUCAUGUUCGGCUACGACAUUGGUGUCACUGGUGGAGUGACAGCAAUGCCGGACUUUCUCAAAAAGUUUUUUCCGGUGGUUCACCGACGAGUAGAAUCCGGUACAGACAAAAACAAGUACUACUGCAUAUACGACAACCAACGGUUACAACUUUUCAAAUCAUCUCUAUACUUAGCCGGUUUAACCGCGACGUUUUUCGCUGCAUACACGACGAGGAAGCUAGGACGGAGGCCAACGAUGCUCAUAGCCAGUGGAUUCUUCAUCAUCGGUGUGGUUCUUAAUGCGGGGGCUCAAGACAUAGUCAUGCUUAUUGUAGGCAGGAUCUUGCUUGGUUGUGGAAUUGGGUUCGCUAACCAAGCUGUUCCUUUGUUCUUGUCGGAGAUUGCACCAACUAGGAUCCGUGGUGGUCUUAAUAUUCUCUUUCAGCUUAAUAUCACUUUUGGUAUCCUCUUCGCCAAUCUUGUCAACUAUGGAACCGCGAAGAUUAAAGGGUGGGGAUGGAGGCUAUCUUUAGGUAUGGCGGGAGGUCCCGCGCUUCUUCUAACGGUCGGAGCUUUACUGGUGACCGAAACACCGAACAGCUUAGUCGAAAGAGGUCACCUCGAUGAAGGUAAAGCCGUUCUUCGUAGCAUUCGAGGUACUCAUAAUGUCGAACCAGAGUUUGCCUAUCUACUGGAAGCUAGUAGACUUGCUAAAGAAGUUAAACAUCCUUUCAGAAACCUUCUCCAUCGGAGAAAUCGUCCUCAGCUUGUCGUCACCGUGGCUUUACAGAUUUUUCAGCAAUGUACUGGAAUAAAUGCGAUUAUGUUCUACGCUCCUGUUCUGUUCAAUACUUUAGGGUUUGGCAGUGACGCUUCUCUCUACUCUGCAGUGGUCACUGGAGCAGUCAAUGUCCUCUCGACAUUAGUCUCGAUUUACUCUGUUGACAAGGUUGGUCGCUGGGUUCUCUUCCUUGAAGCUGGUGUCCAAAUGUUCUUCUCUCAUGUUGUUAUCGCCAUUAUCCUUGGCAACAAAGUCACUGACCACUAUACAAAUAUCUCCCAAGGUUUAGCGAUUCUAGUCGUGGUAAUGAUCUGCACUUAUGUCGCUGCUUUCGCCUGGUCUUGGGGACCGCUCUCGUGGCUAAUCCCGAGUGAGAUAUUCCCUUUAGAGACACGUUCUGCGGGACAAAGUGUGGCGGUCUGCGUUAACUUGCUCUUCACGUUUAUCAUCGCGCAAGCUUUUCUCUUGAUGCUUUGCCAUCUCAAGUUUGGUAUAUUCAUCUUCUUUUCGGCGUGGGUUUUGGUUAUGACUUUGUUUGUGAUGUUUCUACUUCCUGAGACUAAGAAUGUGCCUAUCGAGGAGAUGAAUGAGAGAGUGUGGAAGAAGCAUUGGUUUUGGGCAAGAUUCAUGGAUGAUCAUAUACAAUAAUGACCAAAGUGCUUCUGAGUAAUGAGAAAUAGUAAUUGUAAAUCUAACACCGUUGCCCUGAAUUGAUUUAAGCCAAAACCAAAGUGCUUGUCUACGAACAGAUGGUAACUAAUGAUAAACUUGUAUUGAAGUUACAGUCGCUGGUGAAUG
Capsella rubella is the source of this 1693-nucleotide messenger RNA. RefSeq names its product sugar transport protein 13. Lineage: Eukaryota; Viridiplantae; Streptophyta; Magnoliopsida; Brassicales; Brassicaceae. Bases 29 to 1543 code for a protein of 504 amino acids. Gene Ontology annotation, biological process: monosaccharide transmembrane transport. Gene Ontology annotation, cellular component: membrane. The record is from RefSeq and is a predicted model, not a curated record. Gene Ontology annotation, molecular function: monosaccharide transmembrane transporter activity. The transcript has 4 exons.